Molecule: messenger RNA, 3576 nt
Organism: Oncorhynchus gorbuscha (pink salmon)
Lineage: Eukaryota; Metazoa; Chordata; Actinopteri; Salmoniformes; Salmonidae
Product: 5'-AMP-activated protein kinase subunit gamma-1-like
Exons: 16
Coding region: 624-2315 (563 amino acids)
Source: RefSeq, a predicted model, not a curated record
CAACACACACUGCAGACAGCUGCACAUGACAAUCUACAGCAGCACGGACUCUUGCUGCUGUACGCCUGUGGACCAGAUAUAACAAAGAUUCAAAGAGAGGGAGGUAGAACGAGAAAGCGAGAGCUAGAAAAAGAUAGAGAGCGCGAGGAAGCUCCAGGGAAAGGAGGACAGAACUCUUUGUCUUGAAAAGUGUGUUUGAAAGGAAUCGCCACUGAAAGUUUAUAUGAGAGGCCAGCUCUCCUCUGGGGAGUGAAGCUUUCAGCCUGGCUGGCUACUUUCUUGCUCUUCCUUCAGAUGUUUCUACUGUGAACUAUUUGGCUGGCUCACAUCUCCAGUCUCUCCACACUGUCUAUAUUGUAGAGUACCCCUGGGACCAUUCACGUGGAUUGACGGUCACUACUCAGCACUGUCCUUGGAUCAGUUUUGCACAGCUCCUAAAGGAGAUGAUUGACCUGGCUGGCCUGAGCUAGGAUCAGAUUAUCUUGGAGUGCAGAUUUUGCGAGAAGGGGAACAUUGAAGCUUGAAUCGGGUCUUGUUCAGGCUUGAUUGAAUCCGAUAACUCCUAUUUAGUCGGAUAUGUUCUACUUGGGUUUAUACACUAUACUUGUGUCCCAUUGUGCCCCAUGAAGCGAUUUGGGAGCCUGAGGGCGAGCAAGAAGAAGAAGGAGCCAGACAGACGGACAGGGAGGAGGCAGUCCGAGCCCCACGGCCUCUUGGGAAACACCUCUGGGAUCUCCUCGCCCCCCUCAACUCCUCCAACGCAGUCCGUCAAGCAGCCACCGGCGUUCCUGCUGGAGGCCUAUCGGAGUGAGCCGGAGAGGCCGGAGGCACGGAUGCGCUCCUACUCUUCCCCGCCAGACACCGGGCAACGCUUCAGUCUACCCUGCACCAAACCACCCAUGACUCCCUCCGCCCCCAUCUCUACCUCACAAUCACAACCAGUCGACAGUUUAGUUGAAACCAUGCUGAAGAAACUUGAGCUAGAAGAUGAAGCUGUUGAAGAAUCCGAAAGGGAUAUCUACAUGCGCUUUAUGAAGUCACACAAGUGCUACGACAUUGUUCCUACCAGCUCCAAGCUUGUUGUUUUUGACACUACUCUGCAAGUAAAGAAGGCUUUCUUUGCCUUGGUUGCCAACGGGGUGCGGGCAGCCCCGCUAUGGGAGACGAAGAAGCAGAGCUUUGUCGGAAUGUUAACCAUCACAGACUUCAUCAACAUCCUCCACAGAUACUACAAGUCUCCCAUGGUACAAAUAUAUGAGCUGGAGGAGCAUAAAAUUGAAACGUGGAGAGAGCUCUACCUACAAGAAACCUUUAAGCCGUUAGUGAACAUAUCACCUGAUGCAAGUAUAUUUGACGCAGUAUACUCGCUCAUCAAGAACAAGAUCCACCGGCUGCCCGUCAUCGACCCAGUCAGCGGAAACGCACUUUAUAUCCUCACACACAAGAGAAUCCUCAAGUUCCUCCAGCUGUUUGUGUGUGAGAUGCCAAAGCCUGCCUUUAUGAAGCAGACCCUGGAGGAGCUGACCAUCGGCACCUACCACAACAUCGCCUUCAUCCACCCCGACACACCCAUCAUCAAGGCCCUGAACAUCUUCGUGGUCCGGAGGGUGUCCGCCCUGCCAGUGGUGGACGAGUCAGGGAAAGUCGUGGAUAUUUAUUCCAAGUUUGAUGUCAUUAACCUUGCUGCUGAGAAGACCUACAACAACCUGGACAUCACGGUGACCCAGGCUCUGAGGCAUCGCUCGCAGUACUUUGAGGGUGUGAUGAAGUGCAACCGGCUCGAGACACUGGAGACCAUUGUGGACAGGAUAGUCAAAGCAGAGGUCCACAGGCUGGUGGUGGUGGGCGACAACGCCCACAUCGUGGGCAUCGUUUCCCUGUCGGACAUCCUGCAGGCCCUGGUGCUCACCCCUGCAGGCAUCGACAGGAAGAGCAGCCAAGCACAAUCAAAAGCAGAGGCAGAGGCACCACCGGAAACAUUGGUAGAGGCAGAGGCACCACCGGAAACAUUGGUAGAGGCAGAGGCACCACCGGAAACAUUGGUAGAGGCAGAGGCACCACCGGAAACAUUGGUAGAGGCAGAGGCACCACCGGAAACAUUGGUAGAGGCAGAGGCACCACCGGAAACAUUGGUAGAGGCAGAGGCACCACCGGAAACAUUGGUAGAGGCAGAGGCACCACCGGAAACAUUGGUAGAGGCAGAGGCACCACCGGAAACAUUGGUAGAGGCAGAGGCACCACCGGAAACAUUGGUAGAGGCAGAGGCACCACCGGAAACAUUGGUAGAGGCAGAGGUAGUAGGGGCUGGAAACUGAAGCUGAGACUGAGAUGGAGAACGCUGAAGCCGUGGCAAAGACUGAGGCAGUAGUGAAGGUAGAGACUGAAGCUGGACCAAAAGAUGCUGAGGGAAAGUCGGCGUAUGUGCUGUGUGUGACUGAUCUGCCGUGACACGGGACAUUGCUGUGAGAGGAAGUUGACUCGGAAGACUGAUGGAAGUUGAACCCCCAGACUGAUGCAUUGUCUGGGCUGAGAAAAGGGUUGGAUCUGACUGGUGGGAUGGGUGGUACAGUCAAAGUGACCCUCUGGGUAACCAGGGCCCUGAUGGGUAAUUUGCUGUGAUAGGGGAGACGUGGUCACAUGGGUGACUGACUCGGGCUGACCAACCUGGGAUUAUUUUACUAGAGGGUUUGGCGGUGGUGCCUCUUCUCCCCCCUCAAGAUUGUGCAUCAUCACUCCCCUCUACUUUUACCCCCUGGAUGUUCCAGAAAUAACCCCUACCCCCUAGGCCCUCAUUUAGACUUGACAUGAGUGGAAAGGUAUUAGCAACAUGGCUAGUAUUCCAGCUAGCCUAUCAGAAGCCCUCAAGGUGGUUUGAGUUAUUAUAAUCUUGUUUUUAGUUGCAGGUUAUUUUCCAUUUGAAUCAUAAUUGUGUCAGCUCUCCUUCAGGGAAAGAGUAUUGAGUUGUUUUUUUCUUUAUUUGCACAAGGUUUUGUGAAUGGAAACAAGGGAUGUCGGUGGCUCUCCGAAAACUACACCCAUUCCCCCUGCUGCUUAUGAUGUCCCUGUGACAGUGGGCGGAGCUUGCUGUCCUAUCUUUAACGUCAUUGGUGCCUUUUGAGAGAUGUAUUUUUGAAAGAGAGCGAAAGAGGUGAUGGUAUGACGACUUUGUUGCUCAAUGCAAUUCAAGAAGAAGCAGCUGCCUAUAUCCAAUAUAUCCAAUAUGUAUUUACAUUUCUCCAGUUACUUAGAGGCAUGCAAGAUACAUCUUGUACUCUGUAUCGAUCAUACUGGAAAUAUAGAGAAACCUUUUGUACUGAGGAAACUAAGUGCCAGAGAAAGGACAGUUAUAUUUUUUUCUCAUUAGUCAAUAUUGUAAGAUCAUGUUCUUUUUGUAAUAUUUACUGAUCAUUUUCUUGUCAUUCAGAUUUUGAAGUUAUAAUUGUUGAUAGUCUCAGAUGAGUUGUUUAUCUAUUGAAAAUGAACAGAUGUGUCAUGAGUGCCACAUAAUACAUGUUUCUGUUAUUGAAGUUUUCUUUUGCUGUUUUAAAAAACAAGUAAUAAAACAUACUACUGAAA